Danio rerio (zebrafish) is the source of this 7733-nucleotide messenger RNA. Lineage: Eukaryota; Metazoa; Chordata; Actinopteri; Cypriniformes; Danionidae. The record is from RefSeq and is a predicted model, not a curated record.
GCGCACUGGUGGCAGUCCGGAGCGGCAGCAAGAGCUCAGUACAACGAGGAGAACUCGACGAGUCCACACCGCGCGACUCCAGCGAAAGGAGAAAAGAGCACGCCAGACAGAGACUGCACAUUCAGAUCAGCCCCUACAUCUGGACAGAGUCGCCGCAGCCUGGAGGGGGAACGAGGGAUUUGAGCAGCACCGUUAUUUUUUCUUUUGUGUUUUCUUUUUUUUCUUUUCUGGGGGAAGGAUUGUGAGCGUUUGUCUGCAAAGAUGAUGGUCGGGGAGAUGGAGGUGAAGGAGAGACCGAGGCCGAGUCCCGACUAUCUGAUGCAGCUACUGAACGAAAAGAAGCUCAUGACGAGUUUACCGAACCUGUGCGGCAUCUUCACACACCUGGAGAGACUCUUGGACGAAGAGAUAAACAGAGUGAGGAAAGACAUGUAUAAUGACUCAGUCAACGGUCUGGUGGACAAACACCCACUGGAGUUACCAGAGCCAGUGGGACCAAUCGUGCAUCUGCAGGAGAAGCUAUUCGUACCGGUUAAAGAGUACCCAGAUUAUAAUUUUGUAGGGAGAAUUCUUGGCCCUCGUGGACUCACAGCGAAGCAACUGGAGGCAGAGACUGGCUGCAAGAUCAUGGUGAGAGGGAGAAGCUCCAUGAGAGACAAAAAGAAGGAGGAACAGAACAGAGGGAAGCCAAACUGGGAGCACCUAAAUGAAGAUUUGCAUGUACUGAUCACAGUGGAGGACACACAGACACGUGCUGAGAUCAAGAUGAGAAGAGCUGUCGAAGAGGUCAAGAAACUACUGGUGCCUGCAGCAGAAGGAGAAGAUAAUCUAAAGAAGAUGCAGCUGAUGGAGCUGGCCAUUCUGAACGGAACAUACAGAGACACCAACAUCAAAGCGCCAGCGGCAGCGGCUGCUCAAGGCCCUCGGCUGAUCGCGGCCCCUCCGGGUCAGGUCCUCCCCCCAGCCACCCUCAGGCCCCCCACUCCGGCAGGGACCCCCAUCAUGAACAUCAUUAGGCCCACUCAGAUGGCCACUGUGCUACCCAAUGGCACCCCUACCCUGGUGCCCCCGACGCCUGAUGCAGGCAUUAUCUACACCACGCCCUACGACUACCCUUAUGCCUUGGCACCCACGUCUCUGCUGGAAUACCCCAUCGAGCACAGCGGAGUCCUAGGUAAGCGGGCGUGGGGGCUUGGCACUUCACCCUUUGGUGUCCCGCAAGAGGGCACUCCCGGGGUGUUUUACGGGGGCAUAUUGGAUGGGGCGUCACCCAGCCCUGUUCAGGACUCACUGAAAGGUGCAAUGGCUACUAAAGUGCGGAGACAUGAUUCACGGGUCCAUCCUUACCAAAGGAUAGUGACCGCAGACAGAGCCGCCACCGGCAACUAACAAAUGACCUCUGAACUCUGAACUCUUCACCCAAUGAUGAGCCGCCCAAGCCUGCCUGCUGAUCAGAUUAACUGGUAAUUGCCUUUUGCUAGCCUGGUGGACGCAGAGAGAGAGGCACCUGUCCAAGCAGUGAUCCUAACACAAACCAACAUAAAACACAACAACCCUCCAUACACCAACACGUUGUGUAGCGAUAACAACGAUGAUAUUCUUUAUUGUUUUGUUCAUUUUUAUUAUUAUUAUUUCUUUCUUUUUCUUUUUUAAAUCUCAAAUGACUGGGUGGAUGUUAAUAGUGAUGUUUCGUUACCCGAAAACCUGCACUGAAUUUAAAAGCAAUAAAGAAGCGUCUUCUGCUAAUUCAGCCCUUAAAUGCAUUUAUACUCAAACUCCAGUAAAAAAAAAAAAAAAAACUUGGUGACCCUAGUUUUAUCAGUCAUGACGCUAAACAGGGCAUCAGAAUCCAGUUGUCUAUCCGCUAUCCCCACCCAUUGAAACUAUCAAAAUGAAUCAACAAAAGAAAAAGAAGGAAAGAAAUCUGCACUCACACCAACUUGUGUAUUUCCUGCCCUUCUCUGAUGUAAUCCUGUGUUUUUCAGUUGAUGAGUUUUACUGUGCUGACACAUUCUGGGUGUGCCUGUCCAGCUGACUUAGAGCAUGGCUACAAUGACAGACUGCAAAAAGCUUGUUUUGAUUUCUUUGUUCUGUUACCUCUCCCUGUUUUUUUUUUUUUUCUUAUAUUUCCAUGUAAUCUUAAUAGCGUUUGGCAAUACGUGCAGGUGUAUACGUGCUGUACCUGUGCCAGCUCAAUAGGGGGCAGUAGGCGAGAUAUUGGGGAGAAGUUUUUUGGAGUCUUUAAAUCUAGGAUAUUCAGGGUUGGACAGCUGGGAUAUGAACCGGAAUCAGUUUACCGAACUAUGCCAUCCCAAAACUCUCAACCCUUCCCCACAUACAGUGCCUGAACUUUCUAAAAAUCUUUCUUUGAAUGAGCUGUGAGAUAAAAGACAAAAAAAAAGUAUUAUGUGUGCACAUUUAGCCAAAGGGUUUCCAUUUAAUGAAUUUCUUCUAUAUAUAUAUAUAUAUAAAAGUAUGUAUCUAACCGCCAAGGGUUCUGUCAUUUUAGUCUAGAGUUUGAGAAGGUUUGAUGUCAUGCCUGCAUCUGUUUGUUACAAUAGCGAAUCCUUAAUGAAAUGGUGAUGAAUUUUCCCAUAAGACGCUAAUUUCCCCGAGGAUGGACAAAAGCAUUGAACACUAAGGAAGAUGAAUGAGGUAGACAGAACUGGGGGGAUGGCUUUAACUCACUUCACACCUUUUUCUGCUUGAUUAAUCCAAAUUUUCUUAUUUUGAUGUCUCCCCCAACCCUUGUCCCAACUUCCAAAAAAGUGUUAAUGUGAAUUAAAACUAAACUUGUAAAAUGCCUUCACAAACGAAAAACAACUCUGAAUUAUUUGGAUUUGCCGAAUUAAACAGCCCAUCCACAAUGUGUCCUGCACACAACCCCACCCCCCUCCCAAUCUCAUUUCUGUACACCCUCUCAAGAAAACAUAGGAUGUGAAAGCCAUGUCUGCCUGUUCAAAUUGCUUUAUACAUACAUAUAUAUAUAAAAUGUAUACAAAUGUAUAUAUGUCAUUGCAUACUAAAAUACAGAAAGAUCAAAAUUAGAUACUUUUACAGGGUGCUGGAGAAGAAAUAUAUUUUUGGCAAUUUUAGCUUUUUAUACUUAACUUGCAGUUACAAAAAUAUGAAACCUAAUAAAAAAAAUUAAAUAAAUAAAAAAAAAAACAUUUGUAGAAUAGUACAGCGAAAGGUGGUAAAGAAAUGUUGCGUGAUUUUUGGAUACUAUUGGCCAUGGGGGAAAAAAAAGCAGACCAAAAUAGUCAAACCUUGGAAUGUCGGAGGAAUUGCAUGAUGUUAAAAGAGAAGAGAACAGUUAGAGAGAGUUAAGUGCCUUAUACCAGCGGUCGUUUUUUUUUCCCGAGUGUUACAUUCUGUUCAAUAAUAUCCAAUACAAACUAGUGCGGAGCGAGCAAGGGAAGGUUUGUGAAGAGGAAGCACCCCAAGAGUUAAACCACGAGGCUGUUGCAGUGUUGUGCCACUGAAUCUAUUCUAUGCAAAGGAAUAGCAGUCAUUUGACCAGCUAACUAUGUGCCAUGAUUCGUCUUCCCGACAUUAAUUUGAAGUCUCGUUGUUUGAUGUUUUUCCUUUAAUCCCCAUUUGAACAAAUUGUUUAUUUGUUCUUUUUUUAUCAUUGCAUUAUUCUUAUAUUACGAGGACAAAAUCAGCAAUGCUGUCUAUGUAUUUGGUUACUGUGAUUUCUGUCAAGAACAACUGCCAAUCAUGAUGAUGUGGAAGUCUGCCAGGCGUUUUAGAAUAAGGAGAUUUCUCAUUUAAUUGGACUUUACCUAAAACCUCCUCUUGUUUCAAGACUUGCAGACUGGAAACUUUCAAUCAUUGCUUCAGUUUUUUUUCGUUUUGCUAAAAUAUACUGUUUUUUAUGCCAAGGAAGUGUUUUUGUGUUUCCUGUGUUUUGAGAGAGAAAUGCAUAAUUGUUUAGCUCACUUUGGGUGUUUCACAAAUGCAAGAUGUAGCUCUGCAGUGCACUCAACUGUGAAGAACACAUAAUGCAGAGAGAGAAAGAAUCUAGCAUUUAUUAAAAGUAUUAAAAGAAAGGGCAUGUAGACAUUUGUCUGCUGCCACAUUAGUGCCAAACCUGAGAUCACAGAAGAGCCGCAGUAUCAAAUAACACACACUUUUCAGUCGUUGAAACAACCGGAGGUGUUCAUCACAUUCUAUAAGAUUACACUCAGUUUUGUGUCCUGUAACCCUGGCAGCCUUCGGUGUAGUCUUGUUCUCUUCAGUUUUGUUACUCAAAAAGGUCAAUGUCUUUUUCUUUUUCUCCUCCUCAGUGUUAGAUACAUGUUUUUAAGCAUAUUGAAAUAAUGAAAUGCAAUAUUAGAGAGGUGCAGAGAUGCCGUAAUGAACACAGAGAAACGGACAGUAUUAAACGAAUGCCCUCUGCCAUGUUACUACGUGCUGUUAUUGUUUUGGAGUUGGGUUUUAGUCUAUCAGGUGUACGGAGAAAUCUCUUGUGUUCUCUUCCGCCUGCCUACUACAUGUGUAAUAAUGUAAAUUACAGCCAUUGUUACAGGUUUCUAAUGUAUUUUUCUAACUUCAUUUUCUAUGUACGAUUCAUUUUUUUCUGAUCUCUUUUGUGAUGAAACCCACUACACACUUUUAUUUUGGUUUUCCCAUGUCCUCUCUUCUCCUCUGCCCUCCCUCUCGGCCCACUCUUUACUCAGAUCUAUCUCUCUCAUUGGGAGCGUUGCCUUUUCCUCCAGUUAUUUUUGUUUUUCUUGCUGAUUCUUUAGCUUGUUUAACUCAUUAGCAACUUAUUAGUUCCUCUUGUCAUAGGUAUUUUUACAUGCUUGCAUUUAGUUUUUAUGGUGUAUGCUGUUAUUUUUUCUUAUUAACCUCCUUGGCAUUUAUUUUAAUAAAACAUUCUUAGUAAGAAUUUUACUAACUUGCUGAUAUUAUUUUGUGUUGUGUUCUUUUUUUUAACCAAUUUAAUGAAUCUACUACCUUGGUCUGGUUCACGGACUAACACGAUUAAAUCUGGUGUGUGAACAUUCUCACAUUUUCUCACAAAUAUGCACAUGUACAGACACACUCAUACUCAAAUGCAUUUUCAGAGGUGCAGACACAUUUAAUCUCUCGAUCUCUCUCUGUCUCACACACACACAAACACACACUCACUCUCUUCCACGCAGUCUAACAGGUAAAUGUGCACGAGGCAGUCCGUCCUCCACUCGCUCCUGCACUCUUGUCGCUGUAGAAAUCUUCCCAAGUGUGUUGUGCUGCCAUGCCUUGUCUGCAUCACUGUUCACGCAGUUUACUGGUGCUACUGGUGUUUCCUCUUUUAUUUUGUUUGAAAAUGUACAAAAACAAAUGCUGCUUUCUCUUAAACUGGGUGUAAUUGGAAUUUAGAUUUUUAUAGAGAUUGAAAAGGGUGAGUUCAUUCCAAAAUGUAAAUUUGAGCUUUGCAAAUAUACACGCAAGAGCACAAAUCAAUUUCUUUUAUGAAGUCUGAGAUGUUUCUAUUAAACAGUGUAUUCACACAAAAAUCUCUUCAAAAUUCACCAAGAGCAAAGAGAAUGGAGCAGUUUUAUUUAAGUGUUCUGAACAAACAGGAUUGUUUAUUAGGAACAUAGUUUUGGACUUUGUGGAAACAUUGUGACUCAUACCUGCUUUACAUACAUUCACUGGUUCUUGCUGAAGCUCAAACAUGCUGUGUGUCGAACACGAAUUAACCUGUUUUUUCACAAGUCAUGCAUGUUUGAGCUUCUUAACUUUCGGAUCAAUGUUUAUAUAUAAAACAAAAUAGGAACAGUGGUUUUUCUUUAGAACGCUUCAGUCAAACUGCUCAAUAUUCUUCUGUUUUUGAUUUCUUUAUGAAUAUUUUGAAAGAAAAUAUUGAUUAAAGAGAAUUUCAUAGAGGGAUUUUAUUUGAAUAUAUUGGUAACACUUUCUAUUGAGCUGUGUAAAAUUCUUGAUGCAUUAUAAUGUUUGCAUGUAACAAACUACGAAAAAAUGUCAUAUUGAGAUAAUCAUACCAACAAUUUUUUAGUUAAAUCGUUAAGCAGUACUUUAAAUCCAUUCAUUAUUAAAUUCAAAUGUAUCCUGAAUAAUUUCAUAAGAAUAAAGUUCUAAAUUUCUAUUUUAGAAUUUAGUUAACCUCUUAUUUUAGUUUAUGUUUGUGUAUUCAUUUAUAUUAGGAUACUUUUUAAAUCUACAUGAUUUCCCCCAACACAUUAGAAAUCAAUAUAUAUAUUUAGCCCCUUUUGUUUGCCAGGCAAAGAGCACUUAUUAAUGAUGUUUUAGCACUUUAUAAUUGGGAACACAUUUUCUAAUUAUCACCUUUGCAAUGUCUAGUGUGUAGUUUAUUAAUAUUUUAACUAUUUAACUGCCUGCUCUACCAAAUGGUUGACCAUAUUUUGACCGUUUUAAGUAAUGACUGUUAAAGUCAUUUUAAGAGUGACUUUUAAAUAAUGGUUUACACACAGCAUUGUUGGUUUACAAAAAAAAAAAAAACAUACAAAUAUUAUCUUUUUGUUCUGUAACACUUAAUUUUGGUUUCAUUGUAAAACAAACAAACUAGAAUACAUGUUAUUCUAUACAUGUAGAAUAUUUUAUGGCAAAAAAAUAAAGAUUUAAUUUUCGAAGAUGUUUAUUUUUGAUGCGUUUCAUAUUUUCAUAUUUUUCAUAAUAAAUGUAAUAAUUCUGGUACUAAUACCAUAAACCAACAUAGCAACCAUUUGGUAGAGACGGAUAUUUUAGAAAUUUAGGGAUGUUGAAAAAAAUGUGAUAACUAGCAACAUUAAGAGUUAAGAAACGCAAUCCAACGUUUUUCUCGGUGGGGCAGUUAAAAGGGUUAAUGUAGUAUGUAUCCGUUUGGUUGAGGUGUAGGAUUAAGGGAUGCAGUCAUACAUGAAGCAAUAAUAAGCCUAGAUAGCCAAUCUAAUAACAAUAAGAAACAUGUAGAAAAGCCUCCUUAAUAAAGUUUUACAUUUAAAAAAAAAAAAAAAAAAAAACAGCUUUGUUUUUGUCACUGAGCAGUAAAAUUAACUACCAUCAACACACCAUAAAAUAUGAAAGGGGUAUAUUUUUAACUUGAACAAAUUUAUUAGUUAUGCAUGAGAAUAAAUAAAUUAUAUAUUAAUACAUUACGAAUACUGUUUUAAUCCAUUAGAUUUACAGGCUUUAUGGAAAGCGUUAUCAAAAUAUCUUUAUUUGUGCAACAAAUAUGCACUAAAUCCAUGGGGGUUUGGAGUGUGAGUAAAGAAUUAAAUUUAAAUUUUGGGUUGAACACUCUUUUUUUUCUUUAAAUAAUACAAACUCCAAUGAUAACUGGAAAUUUGACCCUCAGGAAUCAUUGUAUUUACUGCCAUGGUCGAAUGUAUGAGCAAAGUAAUGUCCAUUCUGGCCCAAAUUCUCCAGUGCAUCUGUUCUUUCAUUCAGACUUUAUAUAUAGUUUUUGAAGGUCGUUUGACCUGCAGAGGCGGCAGCGAGUCGGUGUCUGGAAGGCCUGCUAGCUGUUUGCUUUCAGAGCAUCUAAGUGGACAAAAAUACUAACAAACUAGUCUGCCCUUGUAGGAACUGCUUGGAUACUAAAGGCAGUGUCCUCACUGUAUAACACAUUUACACUUUUUUUUGUCUGAAGGAAAAUGUUUUAUAAGCACAACCCAAUCACAAUGUGUAUUGAAGUGUUCGUUUGUUUGUUUUUUCUGUUCAUUGAAAUUUAAGUUUUUGCGCAUUGCAACUGCACAAAUAAAUGUUUUUUUAGACCAUCU